GUGCCGAGUGUUGACGCCGGAGAGGCAAUGGGCAUGCGCACUGCCGAGAGCCGGCAGCGGUGGGGAGCAAAGAUUGGUGGGGAGGGAGCGCGCCUGCUCGUGGCCGGCCCACCGUGGAAGCGGGAGCGCGCGUGUGGUGGCCUCUGAGGGAGGAGCAUCCCUGGGGCUGUCGGAAAUGUCCAUGGUCCUCUUUGCUUCAGUGGUGCGUGUUCGAGAUGGCCUUCCUCUUUCUGCCUCGACAGAUUAUGAACACAAUAAAGGAGUACAGGAAACCAAGAAGUAUCUUAAAGUGCUGUCAAAAAAACUAGGCCAUCUGCCUGAUCGAAGCACUCUGAAAGAUGUACACUACAACAUACAUUUUAUAAGUUCAUUAGGAGUGGGGUAUAUGAUAAUCUGCUCUGAAAAUUACCCAAAUGUGCUCGCUUUCUGCUUCCUGGAUGAACUGCAACGAGAAUUCAUUACUUUAUACGAUACAGCAAGGAUUAACACGGUUGUCAGACCAUACUCCUUCAUAGAAUUUGAUAAUUUCAUCCAGAAGACGAAGCAGAGGUUCAAUAACCCCCGGUCACUAGCUACGAAGAUAAACCUAGCUGACAUGCAGACUGAGAUCAAAUUGAGACCAGCCCAUCAGCUUACAAUGUUUGAUGUCGAAACAGCAAAUGGAAACGUACGUCUACAUUCCCCCCCUUCCAAGGGGAUAGCUCCAAAUCAAAGACUGGAACCAGUGAAGCUGCCAGGAUUCAUAUCUUGUUUACUAAGCUUCCUAUGUGCAGCUUUAAAUCUAAUCCGUGGAUUUCAUGCAAUGGAAAAUUUAUUUCAGGAAGAUGAGGAGGAAUUACAUACAGUUGCUGUGUUUUUCACUGGUACUGCUGCAUGUUUGUAUCAGUGUUACUUGUUGACGUGCUACAGUGGAUGGAGGGAUUUGAAGUCGUUCUUGAUGUUUGGUCUGGUUUGCCUCUGUAACCUCUCUCUACACGAACAUCGUAACACCUGGCAGAUCCUGUUUCACGUGGCAGUGGCUGCCUUCUCAACUCUGCAGACCAGGAUGCGGCAGCCGCAAGGGAAGACCCCCGACUACAAUGUCUGAGAGCCUGGCCACAGAAGGCGGCUCUGCGGCAAGCAAGGGGAUGGUGACACGGGGCCAAAGAACCUAGAAAGAACAAAAAUGCAUCGAUUGAGGGCCAAACGAGGAAACGCCUACUCCAAUUCCUCGCACACAUUGUGGCACGUUGCUGAUAAUCAAAAGCUACUAAUCGAGAUCGUGAAGAUUAAUUUUUGCUGUGGUUCCUUGCUUCCAUUGCUGGAGUCAGUGCAGGAGCUUUCUUGGGCUCUAGACACGAGGCCACGAGGUGCCCGGAUAACUUGUUAGUUCUCGGUUUGGAUUUCAUUGGUUCGAGAGUUUUCUUUUGUCAAACUUUCAUUUAUUUUUAUUUAAAAUGUAUUUCUCUUCCGUUCAGGCAAAUAGUUGUUCUUGCUGAUGUGGGGCAUGUGCAUGGUGAAGCCACAAGGCUGUAAUAUUGUGUCGAUGACUUUGUGUAGUUAUGUAGGCUAAGUAAGUGCCGCACCAUCAGAGAUGCACUGCUCGCCCAGGUGGCCAAAAGACAUCUGGUGCUGCUGCUUGGAUGGAAGUUGGGGAGUUCUCCCCAAACUUCACAACCAUAUUUGUGUUUCACCAGACACAUUUGAACCCAGGAAAACACCUUAUCUGGUCACUUAUUGUGCAGAGAUUUGACGGCACUUUGUUUUGGUUGUAAAGCAUUGAGACGUCCCAUGUUUGUAAAGAGUAAAGACAAAAGCUGCUGGAAGCAUCCAGCAAGGGCGAUCUCCCUCCCCCAUAUUCUGACAAAGGGUCUUCGGCCCGACAUGUUGCCUUACCUGCCGAGUGUUUCCAGUGUUUCCCGUUUUAAUUUCAGAUUUCACACAUCUGUAGUUGUUGCCAUUCUCAUUUACUGCGAUCAAGUGGUACUUUGUAACUCGUCAUACAGCGUCAGGCCCUUCAGCCCAACUUGCCCACACCGACCAACAUGUCCCAUCUACACUUUGUCCCAACUUCUUGCGCUUGGCCCAUAUCCCUCUAAACCUGUCCCAUGUAUGUGUAGGAAGGGACAGUGGAUGUCCUAUCCAUGUACCUGCCGAAAUAUCUCUUGCGAAAAAGUUAGAUUCCCUCAGAUUCUUAUUAAAACUUUCCCCCCUCACCUUAAACCUAUGUCCUAUGGUUCUCCAUUCACCUACUCUUGUGUGUCAACCUGAUCUAUUCCUCUCAUGACUUUGCACACCUCCAUAAGAUCAGUCCUCAUCCUCCUACGCUGCAAAAAAAAGUGUCCUCGCCUGCCCAAUAUCACCAUGUAGCUCAGACCCUCGGGGUAGCAGCAUCCUCGUAAAUCUUCUCCGCACCCUUUGCAGCUUGCAUGUAACUCCUCGUGCUGGAGAUCGAUCAUUGGCAGUCCCAGUCGUGAUCUGUUCCUGCACAUACACUUUCCAUCAAGGUUUCCAGAGUCACCGGGAAGAGCACACCUCUUAAAUUUGCCCAUAUUUUUUCACAAGUUCCAGGAGCAGAAUUAGGCCCAUCAAAUCUACUUUCAAAUUUCCUCCUCUUUUCUCUUUUCCCCAAAUCCACAAACGCGACUCUUCCUGUGGCCAGCAAAUAAACAAACUGCUGUAUCUCAGAAGGUCAGGCAGCAUCGGUGGAGGCAGAGGGGCGAUGGAUGUUCUGGGUCAGAGCCCGUUAGAUCAGCGCUGUUGCCUGGUCUCUUUGUCAGUUCCAUUUUGCAAUUCAAAUAAAGGCAGGAGAUGCUGUAAAUACUGAGCGGGAAAGCAGCAGUUCUGGAGGGGGAAAAAAAUCAGUAUUGACAUUAACAAAACUCAAAUCUCGGUUGAAGUUCUGUUUCCCUUUCACAGAUGUGUGGCCUGAUAUUUCUAGCGUCAAUCUUCAUUUCAGAUUUGCUAGCACUUGCAGUGUUUGCGGCCUUUUUAAAUUAACUAUAAAGGAGGUCAAAUACAAGCCUUUACUAUACCUCUUGAAUUUUAUUUUCAAAUGACAAAGCAAAAUUCUUCAGUCACUUUUAAACUCAACUACCUGGAAAUCGCAAAGUACAAGAAUAGAUUUUCUCUGUUCAGGGUGGCACUGUGGCUCAGCGGUAGAGUUGCUGCCUCACAGCUCCAGAGAUGUGGGUUCGAUCCUGACAAUGGAUGCUGUCUGUACGGAGUUUGUACGUUCUCCCCGCGAGCGCCUGGCAUUCCUCCAGGUGCUCCGAUUUCCUCCCACAUUCCAAAGACAUGCAUGCAUGUAGGUUAAUUGGCUUCUGUAAAUUGUCCCUAGUGUGUGUAGGAUAGAACGAGUGUACAGGUGAAUGCUGGUGGGCGCGGGCGCAGACACGGUGGGCCGAAGGGCCUGUUUCCACGCUGUAGCUCUAAAACUAAAGCUUCUAGAAUACUUUGGUGUCACAGUGCUGCCUUUUCAGCUUGGAAUAGUUUCCCACUUAGGUUUCCAUAAUGGAGGAUGUGACAUCUUUUAUUAUGAAAAUUGUAACAUAUGCAAAUAUCUAUACACAUUAUGACUGUGUUCCAAAGCUAUGUAGAUAAUCAGUUGAAAAUAAAAUAUGUAAUUUAUAUAUUCAGAGAAACCAACAUUACCAAAUGGUUUCCUCCCGCACAAAAUAUGUUGCACAGACUAUAUUUGUGGCGUGACUAAUAGAACUGUUUUUUGUUGUGUGUUGGCCAGUCAGCGGAAAGACAAUACAUGAUUACAAUCGAGCCAUCCACAGUGUACAGAUACAUGAUGAACGGAAUAAUGUUUAGUGCAGGAUACAGUCCAAUUAAAGAUAGUCCGAGGGUCUCCAAUGAGGUAGAUAGUAGCGCAGGACCGCUCUCUGGUUGUUGAUAGGAUGGUUCAGUGGCCUGAUGGUUCAACUCUCCCUGAAUCUGGAGGUGUGCGUUUUCACAUUUCUGUACCUCUUGUCUGUUGGGAGAGGGGAGAAGAAGGAGGGGUGAGACUGGUCUUUGAUUAUGCUGCUGGAGCAAGUGCAAAUGGAGUCAAUGGAAGGGAGGUUGGUUUGCGUGAUGGUCUGGGCUCCAUCUUCAAUUCUCUGCAAUUUCUUGUGGUUUUGGAUAGAGCUGUUCCCGGGCCAUGGAUCUUGAGGGUAUGCAGCAUGUGUGUCUAAGGUUGGGAAAUAACAGAUUUUAAUCUUCUGAUUCCCCUUGAGAUUAAUCCAGGGAAGAUGGGCUUCUUGCUGCAUGUAGGUGAACUCCCGUCGGUGGUUGCAGCUACAUCAGUCACAGUCACAUUGUGCAUUCUUGCCCUUUGUAGUCCAUUAACAGUGGCUGUAUGCCACAUGGGGACCAGGAUAUUUGUUAUCUCGGGCUUGCUCCGCUAUUAAACAAGGCCACAGUUGGUCAAAGCCUCUGUUCUGCACUAAACCUUCCACUUCCUUAUUAUCCAAAGGUGUAGUCAUCUCUUUCUCAAAUAUUCAGCAACUGAGCUGGAGAACUCCAGAAGCUCAUUCACAUUCUCAUUCUCAUUCAAGACAAUUCUUCUCAUAAGGGCAGCAGGGUGGUGCAGUGGUAGAAUUGGUGCCUUACUGCGCCUUAGACCUGGGUUCGAUGCCGACUACGGGUGCUAUCUGUACGGAGUUUGUACGUUCUCCCCGUGACCUGCACGGGUUUUCUCCGGGAAGCUCUGGUUUUCCUCCCACACUCCAAAGACGUAGAGGUUUGUAGGCUAAUUGGCUUGGUAUAAAUGUAAAAUUGUUCCUUGUGUGGAUAGGAUAGCAUUAGUGAGCGGAGAUCGCUGGUCGUCACGGACUCGGCGGGCCGAAGGGCCUGUUUCCGCACCGUAUCUCUAAACUAAACUAAAUCUGUGCCAUUCAUUUUGAGACUGUAACCCCGAGUUCUAGACCAUCAUCCCCCUUCCCAGCCAGCCAGCUGCCCUCUGCCCCCUCGCGCCCUAAAAACGUUACAGAUUUCAGUGAGAUCACCCCUCAUUCUUUUAAGUCGAGCCCGAACUGUCUAAUGCAGACACAAGGAACCACAGAUGCUGGUUUACAGGAAAAAAAAUCACAGUGCUGGAGUGACUCAGCAGGUCAGGCAGCAUCUCUGGAGGACGUGGUUAGGUGUUAUUUCGGGUUGGGACCAUUCCGGAACUUUAAUAGGAACCUGAGGGGUGGUGGGUGUAUGGAACAAGCUGCCGGGGGAGGUAGUUGAGGCACAUACAUUCGCAACGUUUAAGUAACAUUUAGACAGCAACAUGGAUAGGACUGGUUUAGAGGGAUACGGGUCAAACGCAGGUAGGUGGGACAUGUAGAUGCUAGUUGGUGUGGGCAAAUUGGGCCAAAGUGCCUGUUUCCCUGCUCUAUGUAUAGUCCCCCUCCCAACCUGAAACAUCACCUAUCCAUGCCCUCCGGAGAUGCUGUCUGAUAUGCUGAGUCAUAGAGUCUAACAGCAUGGAAACUCGUCGAUCGCCCCAACUUGCCCACACCGGCCACUAUGUCGCAUCCACACUAGUCCCACCUGACAUGCGUUUGGCCCAUAUCCCUCGACACGUUGAAAGCAGCACAACAGAAAAUCAUAGCAGUUCCGAUCUUUGCUGGAUAAAAGAAACAACACAAAUCGAUGCUGUGAUUACCAAACAGCUCGUCCAUUUAGAAACAUAGAAAAUAGGUGCAGGAGUAGGCCAUUUGGCCCUUCGAGCCAGCAACGCCAUUCACUAUGAUCAUGGCUGAUCAUCCAAAAUCAGUGCCCCCCGUUCUUGCUUUUUUCCCAUAUCCCUUGUGUGUUGGAAAGAACCGCAGCUGCUGGUUUAAAUCGAAGGUAGACACAAAAAGCUGGAGUAACUCAGCGGGUCAGGCAACAUCUCAGGAGAGAAGGAAUGGGUGGCGUUUCGGGUCUAGACCCUUCUUCAGAAUUCUGAAGAUGGGUCUCAAACCGAAACGUCACCCAUUCCUUCUCUCCUAAGAUGCUGCCUGUCCCACUGAGUUACUCCGGCUUUUUGUGUCUCUCUUGAUUCCGUUAGCCCUAGGUGCUCUGUCUAUCUCUCUUGAAUACAUCCAGUGAAAUGGCCUCCACAGCCUUCUGUGGCAGAGAAUUCCACAGAUUCACAAUUCUCUCGGUGAAAACGGCUUUUUCUCAUCUCAGUCGUAAGUGACCUACCCCUUAUUCUUAAACUGUGACCCCUGGUUCUGGACUCCCCCAAAUUACAUGGAUUGCGAUUACCGACGGCAUCAGAGCCACUGACUAAGGCCAAUCCUCAUCGCAAGGGAAUCCCAGCCAUCGUGGAGUUACCACAGGAACAGUGAGUAAAUUACCUGGACAGUACUAUGUUUACACAUUCUGUUGUGCUGUCUGAAGAAAGGUUUUGGCCCGAAACGUUGCCUAUUUCCUUCGUUCCAUAGGUGCUGCUGCACCCGCUGAGUUUCUCUACCUGCAAGAAUUUCAUUGUUCUGUUUGGGGCAUGUAAUGACAAUAAAACACUCUUGGAGAAGG
Molecule: messenger RNA, 6477 nt
Organism: Leucoraja erinaceus (little skate)
Lineage: Eukaryota; Metazoa; Chordata; Chondrichthyes; Rajiformes; Rajidae
Gene: sec22a
Product: SEC22 homolog A, vesicle trafficking protein
Exons: 7
Coding region: 176-1087 (303 amino acids)
Biological process (GO): endoplasmic reticulum to Golgi vesicle-mediated transport
Source: RefSeq, a predicted model, not a curated record